CGAUCUUCCAGCUUAUAAAAAGCAUCUCAUAGGACUCUCAACUUCACCAAAGUCAUAUCUUCUUGUACCACUCUCCUUCAAACAUAGUCAGAGAAAAACAGCAACUCUUGUCUGAAAAAUCAGAGAGAGAGAGAGAGAGAAAAAGAAUGGAUCAAAAUGUGCUAGGCACUCAAGUAUACCCCUACACGACCCAAACCCAUGGCCAGUGCAUCAUCGUUAACCAGAUCGAUGGAUCAUCAUCAGGCGAAGGAUCAAAGCCGGUGAAGCGGCGGAGGAGGAGGAGGAGCAAAGGGUCGUCUGCCACGAGCGAAGAUGACAUGACGGCGAUCGGAGUGAUGUUGAGGAAGAGGAAGUUGACCGAUGAGCAAGUGAAUAUGCUCGAAUUCAGCUUCGAGAACGAGCACAAGCUUGAGUCAGGGAGGAAAGAGAAGAUCGCCGCAGAGUUAGGUCUCGACCCGAGACAGGUGGCUGUUUGGUUCCAGAACCGCCGUGCACGGUGGAAGAACAAGAAACUCGAGGAAGAAUACGCCAAACUGAAGAGCCAACACGACACCGUCGUCCUCGGCCAAUGUCAGCUCGAAUCUCAGGUAUUAAAACUGUCGGAACAAUUGAGUGAAGCUCAAAACGAAAUUCGAAAACUUUCCGAGCGACUUGCUCAAGAAACAUUAACAAACAGUCCGAGUUCACCUCGUUCUGUUGAAGCCAAUGGUGCACCAAUUCAUUUCGAGUUUCCGCCGGAUGUUAAUUACAACAUCCCGUUUUACAUAUCGGAUAAUAGUUACUUGCAGAACAUGGAGUAUUGGGAUGGUUUGUAUGUGUAAUUUUAACAACUAAAAUAUUUAGAGUCUAUGGAUCGAAAAUCAUGUUUAAAUUAAUGUAUAAAUAGAUGUUUGUCAACCUGUUGUAAAUGCAGUGUUUAAAAUAUUUUUAUUUUAAUAAAUAACUUUGUUUCUCAA
Brassica napus (rape) is the source of this 956-nucleotide messenger RNA. Its product is annotated as homeobox-leucine zipper protein ATHB-53-like. Lineage: Eukaryota; Viridiplantae; Streptophyta; Magnoliopsida; Brassicales; Brassicaceae. The transcript is spliced from 2 exons. Gene Ontology annotation, cellular component: nucleus. Gene Ontology annotation, molecular function: DNA-binding transcription factor activity, RNA polymerase II-specific; sequence-specific DNA binding. The record is from RefSeq and is a predicted model, not a curated record. Gene Ontology annotation, biological process: positive regulation of DNA-templated transcription. The coding region runs from base 147 to 821 and encodes 224 amino acids.